Molecule: messenger RNA, 1333 nt
Organism: Ruditapes philippinarum (Manila clam)
Lineage: Eukaryota; Metazoa; Mollusca; Bivalvia; Venerida; Veneridae
Product: microfibril-associated glycoprotein 4-like
Exons: 6
Coding region: 12-1085 (357 amino acids)
Source: RefSeq, a predicted model, not a curated record
UGGAUGUAGUUAUGGACACAGCAAAAGAAAUUUAUACUGAGCUUGCGUCUAGAGAUAAUAGGACUGAGCAAGGCAGAAUUUACGAUACUGUUCAACAUGGUACAGGAGAGCUUGCAGAUAAAACUACCCCUUCAGCCAAGAAGUGUACACCACUUUUGUUAUGGUGUACCCUCGUACAUUCAAUUUUAAUUGGACUGUUGAUUAUUGCAGUAUCUGUUUCUUUAUACAUAAGUACAAAGGUUUCAAAGGCUUCAAAUAGUAAAGUUGAUGGUGGCUGGUCCGAGUGGAAUCCAUGGAGACAAUGCUCUGUUCCAUGUGGCGUAGGACUUCAAAGCCGUACACGUUUGUGCACAAAUGCAUCUCCAGCAAAUGAUGGCAAGCAAUGCGUUGGACAAAACUUCGAAGUUAAACUGUGUUAUCGUGGGUUUUGUGACGAGGAUUGUUAUGCCAUUAAAAAGCGAAGGGGAAAACUUCCAUGUGGAAUUUACAAUGUACGUCUCUGGAACACAGGUCGAGUUAUACCUGUGCACUGUGACUUUAAUACAGAUACGGGAGGAUGGACGGUAUUUCAAUAUCGAUUCAACGGCAGCGUUGAUUUCUACAGAAACUUUAGUGAUUAUGAAAGGGGAUUCGGUUCUUUAGACGGCGAAUUCUGGUUAGGCCUUCAAAAUAUCUACGAAAUGGUUUUUCGAGGGAAAACAGAGCUGAGACUUGAUCUGACGGCAGCUGACGGAACAUCUGUAUACGAAACAUUUCAAAAUUUUAGACUCGGUGAAAGGCCGUAUUAUACUCUUCAUAUCGACAAGGGAGUCGGAACUGCAGGCGCUGGAGAUGGUUCAUCAUAUCACAAUGGUAGCCAUUUUUCAACUUUCGACAUGGAUCGUGAUGGAUCCAGUGAUAGAAAUUGCGCUAUAAUGGCCCAUGGUGGAUGGUGGUAUGACAAUUGUGCUAUGGCAAAUCUAAACGGUGAAUAUGUUACUCCUGGUACACAACGACCUGUCAAGUCGGAAGGUGGGAUGAUAUACUAUCCAUUUAGAAAGUAUGAGUCACUCAAGAUCUCUAAAAUGAUGUUCCGGCGGGUAUAAAUGCAACCUGAUCAAAUUUAACAAGAACAUAACGAUAUCAUUUUCAAACUAGUUUUUAUUGUAUCAAUGUAGGCAAUAUUUAUAAACUUUUAGACUUGUUUCUUUCUCUUUAAAUAUUUACAAAAGUUUAAGUAAGAUACCAUGUAUUAACUUGUGAAACGUUAAAAGUUUUAUUGUAUACGAAAUCACUUGAAAAAGAUAAAAUUUAUAUUUAAUAUUGAUGUGUAAUAAUUAUAGUAAUAUCAUGA